AUGUUGCCCAAGGCCUGGCUCUCCGUUUUUGUCUUGACUGUCGCAUCGUCGGCCUUUACCCUCGAGGAUCUACACAUGGACGGCAUCAACCAGUACCUCCACCAGGGCAAGAGGCAAGACGCCGAAGGCACUGGCGGCUCAUCACCAUCCGCCACGCCCGCGCCAUCCUCAGCAGCACCACCAGCGUCUUCCGCCGCACCGCCUGCCACAUCGUCGGCCGCACCUCCAGCAACAUCCGCGACUCCCGAGCCAGAACCCUCAACCACCAACAACCCACCGCCGUCCAACGAUCCCACAUCCGACGCUCCCGCACCCUCGACUACCGCUGCCGCACCCACUUCCGACGGCGGCAACAACAACAACAAUAAUAAUAACAACAACGACGCUUCAACAACCGCGGCAGGCACGAGUCGCACUGGUGGAGGUGGCGGCGCCGCUAACUCACCAACGGCCACCGAAGAUGGCAGCUCUUCCGUAAGAACGACCGCGAUUGUCAGGACUUCCGCUCUCUUCUCCACCUCGGUGUUCGAGUAUACCACGACUCUCGACACAACCCUGAGCGAUGGCAGAGUAACCAAAGCGACCUCGACAGGCACCAGCACUUCCGUCUCCUCCACCGGUGAAGCCGUCGUCACCGACCCGCCCACCGCACAAGCAGGUGACAGCGACAACGGCGGUGGCAUCAGUGACUCCAACAAGAAGGUUAUCGGAGGUGUAGUUGGUGGCGUUGGUGGAGCCCUACUCCUCGGUGGCAUCGCCCUCGUCUUCUGGCGCAUGAAGAAGCGCCAAGCACGUGUCCACGAAGACGACGACGACCUCAUGGCCGGCACUGGCUCAGCCCUCGGUGACAAGCCCCAGAACGGCACUGGUUCAUCGCCCUUCCAGUCGAACCUGGAGCAGUACCACAACCCAGGAGGACGCCCCAACGCAGCUGCCAACUUCUAG
Alternaria viburni is the source of this 945-nucleotide messenger RNA. RefSeq lists its product as uncharacterized. Bases 1 to 945 code for a protein of 314 amino acids. The transcript has a single exon. NCBI's taxonomy places the organism in Eukaryota, Fungi, Ascomycota, Dothideomycetes, Pleosporales, Pleosporaceae. The record is from RefSeq and is a predicted model, not a curated record.